Messenger RNA from Cololabis saira (Pacific saury), 3487 nucleotides. Its product is annotated as synaptic vesicle glycoprotein 2C-like. The record is from RefSeq and is a predicted model, not a curated record. Lineage: Eukaryota; Metazoa; Chordata; Actinopteri; Beloniformes; Belonidae. Bases 437 to 2647 code for a protein of 736 amino acids. The transcript has 13 exons. Gene Ontology annotation, cellular component: membrane. Gene Ontology annotation, biological process: chemical synaptic transmission; transmembrane transport. Gene Ontology annotation, molecular function: transmembrane transporter activity.
UUGGACUGCAGCAGAAAAUCCGCUGCAUUGAAGAAGAAAAGAAAAGAAAUCCCGAUGCUUAUUACCUCCGUGGCCGUGUAAGGGGGGGAAUCGGAGUCUCACCAGGCUGCGAUGCAUCUAUUCCCGUGUAAACUGCUGAUGUUUCUCUACGACUGAGCUCUGAUAGGACUGAGGGUCUUUCCAGUUUCAGGCCGACUGUCUCCACCUGAGGACUGUCUGAUUACUCCCAUCUGAUGGAAUUAGACUUUGCUAUUUAAGAAUCAGUCCCCUGGCAGCUGGCUGGCUUCUCACUGCUUAUCAACUGCCUUAAAUCUCAUUGUGUUUGCACAUAGCACAUAAGUAAAGUAAAAGUAACUAUCAGCACAUUCAAGUUCUAAUAAAAGUGCAAUAGAGCUGAAGUAAAAAGGCAAUUAGUGGCAACAAUCCUCGUGCCAAGAUGGAUGAAACGCAUAACAGGACUUCCUUGGUCAAAGGAGCCAAGGACAUCGCCAAAGUAGCCAAGAGGCAAGCUGCCAAAAAUUUCAGCAAAGCUGUCGAUCAUGCCUCAGAUGAGUACUCCACCCAUCGCAGCUACAACCGUUUCCACAAUGACGAAGACGAGGAGGACAACUACAACAAUUACAAUCAGCAGGGUGGCCACUAUGCUGACAAUGCAGCCAAUGAUGACGAUGAAGGGGCUUCCAGUGAUGCAACGGAGGGCCACGAUGAUGAAGACGAGAUCUACGAGGGGGAGUACCAAGGCGUGCCUGGCGUCAGCAAUGAGAAACAGAAGGAUGGUCAGGUAGCUCUGGGAAAGCCGGUCUCAGACAGCCUCAAGAGCCGCAAGGAGCUUGAGAACGAGAGACAGGCAGACGAGGAGGAGCUGGCCCAGCAGUAUGAGCUGAUCAUGCAGGAGUGUGGGCACGGGAGAUUCCAGUGGCAGCUGUUCUUUGUACUUGGCCUGGCGCUCAUGUCGGACGGUGUGGAGGUGUUCGUAGUGGGAUUUGUCCUGCCCAGUGCCGAGACAGACAUGUGUGUCCCCAACUCUGGUGCAGGAUGGCUUGGCAGCAUUGUGUAUCUGGGGAUGAUGUUCGGAGCAUUUUUUUGGGGCGGCCUGUCGGACAAGGCAGGCCGUAAGCAGUGCCUCCUAAUAUCCUUGUCCAUGAACGGCUUCUUUGCCUUCCUCUCCUCCUUUGUUCAAGGCUACAGUACGUUCCUCUUCUGCCGCAUGUUGUCUGGCUUUGGGAUCGGUGGAGCGGUGCCGAUAGUGUUCUCGUACUUUGCGGAGGUGUUGGCGCGGGAGAAACGAGGAGAGCAUCUGAGCUGGCUGUGCAUGUUCUGGAUGAUUGGAGGAAUUUAUGCUUCAGCCAUGGCCUGGGCUAUCAUCCCACACUAUGGAUGGAGUUUCAGCAUGGGAUCAGCCUACCAGUUCCACAGCUGGCGGGUGUUUGUGGUGGUGUGCGCACUGCCGUGCGUCUCUGCUGUCGUGGCUCUCACUUUUAUGCCUGAGAGCCCCCGCUUCUUCCUGGAGGUGGGUAAACACGAUGAGGCCUGGAUGGUGCUCAAACAGAUCCACGACACCAACAUGCGCGCUCGAGGGGAGCCUGAGAGGGUCUUCACCGUGAACAGGAUAAAAAUCCCCAAACAUCUCGACGAGCUGGUAGAGAUGCAAAAUGAGUCGGCCAACCCAGUGCUCAAGGUCCUCUUCAAGAUCAAGGCUGAGCUCCGAGGAAUCUGGUUGACUUUUAUGAAAUGUUUCAACUACCCAGUAAAAGACAACACCCUGAAACUGGCUGUAGUCUGGUUUACUUUGUCUUUCGGCUACUACGGGCUGUCGGUGUGGUUCCCUGAUGUCAUCAAGCACCUUCAGGCCGACGACUACGCCUCCAGAGUGAAAAUCUUUGUCAACGAGCGCAUUGAAGACUUCACCUUCAACUUCACCGUGGAGAACCAUAUCCACAGAAAUGGAGUCUUUAUAAAUGACAGGUUUAUCAGCAUGAAGUUCAAGGCGGUCACAUUCAUUGACUCAUCCUUCUACAACUGCUACUUUGAAGAUGUCACCUCAGUGGGAUCAUCCUUCAAUAACUGCAGCUUUGUGGACUCUUUCUUCUACAACACGGAUAUUGACGACACCAAGUUAACAAACUCAAGGGUGAUCAACAGCUCUUUCCACCACAACAAGACAGGCUGUCAGAUGACGUUUGACGACGAUUACAGCGCCUACUGGGUCUAUUUUGUCAACUUCCUGGGAACGUUGGCAGUGUUACCGGGAAACAUCGUUUCUGCUUUGCUCAUGGACAAGAUAGGACGCCUCAGCAUGUUAGGAGGCUCCAUGGUGCUGUCAGGCAUCAGCUGCAUCUUCCUUUGGUUUGGUACCAGCGAGUCCAUGAUGAUCUUCAUGCUCUGUCUCUACAACGGCCUAAGCAUCUCAGCGUGGAACUCCCUGGACGUGGUCACCGCGGAGCUGUACCCAACAGACAGGAGGGGCACAGGAUUUGGCUUCUGCAACGCCAUGUGUAAGCUGGCAGCGGUGCUCGGCAACCUGAUCUUUGGCUCGCUGGUUGGCAUCACCAAGGCUAUCCCCAUCCUGCUGGCAUCAUCCGUGUUGGUUGGCGGCGGGCUGGUGGGGCUCCGGCUGCCAGAUACUCGUGCCAACGUCCUCAUGUAAACCUCAGCGCAGAACAAUGUUUUGUUUACCAGGUUUUUACUCAGUAUGCCGAAUAAUGACUCAUUUAUGGACUAUAAUUUAUUUGAACAUCACUGAAACAAUCACUGCAGACCUCCCUGUUGCAUACAUUUUGCUAAUAAUUCAAAAUAUCAUGAAAGACUUGUGACAGAUAAUCAUUGUUCUGUUACUUCUGAGUAAAAUAUCUGGUAAAGUUGAACAGUUAAAUGCAGUUUUACAGAGCUGUAGAUGUACAGAGAAUGUUUGCAACAGUCAGUCCCAAGUUUCUUUUUGCAGAAACUGCUUCUGCUCAUGGAGAAAUUGGUAGAAAAAGGCUUCUUCAAAGCUAUGAUCGCUAAUGAAACUCUGUAAAUCAACAGCUCGCUAACCACCACGGGUUGUCUGACACAUGCAACCCACAAAUGCAUUUGCCAAAGCUGCAAAAGGCUUGGACUUCCUAUUUCCUACUCCUUUCCACACUCAUCCAUCCAUCCAUCCAUUUUCCACCGCUUAUCCGUUACCGGGUCGCGGGGGCAGCAGUCUCAACAGAGAUGCACAGACUUCCUUCACCCCAGACACUUCCUCCAGCUCUUCCGAGGGGAGUCCGAGACGUUCCCAGGCCAGCCGAGAGACAUAGUCUCUCCAGCGUGUCCUGGGUCUUCCCCGGGGGUCUCCUCCCAGUGGGACAUGCCUGGAACACCUCUCUUCCACACAAAGUCUUGCUUUAAAUAAAUUGAUUGUUUGCAGGUUUUGGUAAUAAGCUUUUAAAACUGCCACCAACACAUGGUUAGCUUAGCUUAAAGCUCCUCACAUUUUAAACCUUAAUGCAAGUUUUUUUUUUUU